This is a messenger RNA of Thlaspi arvense, 1050 nucleotides long. The record is from the annotation of a GenBank genome assembly. Lineage: Eukaryota; Viridiplantae; Streptophyta; Magnoliopsida; Brassicales; Brassicaceae.
AACAUAAAGAAAACAAAAGGAGCUAACAAAACCAAAACCAAACAAUAAGCAAAGUCUUCGGGUAAAAAAGAAAUGGUGAAGAUAGAAUUUGGAAGUUUGGGUGACUCAUUCAGCGUUGCAUCUCUAAAGGCUUACUUGUCUGAGUUUAUCGCAACUCUUCUCUUCGUAUUCGCUGGCGUUGGCUCAGCUAUCGCGUUUGGGAAGCUAACCUCCGAUGCAGCCUUGGACCCAGCUGGUCUUGUGGCGAUUGCGAUAGCUCACGCGUUUGCCUUGUUCGUUGGAGUUUCGAUUGCCGCUAACAUCUCUGGUGGCCACCUUAACCCUGCCGUGACUCUCGGUCUUGCCGUUGGCGGAAACAUAACAUUGAUCACAGGUUUCUUCUACUGGAUCGCUCAGUGUCUUGGCUCCAUCGUUGCUUGCCUUCUACUUGUCUUCGUUACCAAUGGCGAGAGCGUACCAACCCAUGGAGUGGCAGCCGGUUUAGGAGCGGUCGAAGGCAUCGUGAUGGAGAUCAUCGUGACCUUUGCUUUGGUAUACACCGUUUACGCAACAGCGGCUGAUCCAAAGAAAGGAUCGCUCGGAACCAUCGCUCCCAUCGCUAUCGGUUUCAUCGUUGGUGCCAACAUUCUCGCUGCUGGUCCGUUCAGCGGUGGCUCCAUGAACCCAGCAAGGUCGUUUGGACCAGCUGUUGUCAGUGGAGACUUGUCACAAAUCUGGAUCUACUGGGUGGGUCCACUCGUUGGUGGUGCACUUGCCGGACUCAUCUACGGCGACGUUUUCAUCGGUUCUUACCAAGCUGUAGAAACCCGUGAGCUCCGAGUCUAAGUGACCGGCUUUGUGAUUGCUUGAUGUUUGCUUGUUGGUUGGUUUGGUAUUUUGUAUGCGUGUUUUGUGUCCAGUUUCUACCAAUAUUGUAUGUGCAGAAAAAAAAAGUCAAGUCUUGUUAAUAACAAGAAAAUGUAUAUGUAUCCAUUUUAUAUGUGAAAAUUUAACGAAACAUUUCAAAUGGUAAAAAAUAGCCAAACCACAAACAUGAAAACAUGAACAAAU